This is a messenger RNA of Oncorhynchus gorbuscha (pink salmon), 2538 nucleotides long. RefSeq names its product palmitoyltransferase ZDHHC20-B-like. NCBI's taxonomy places the organism in Eukaryota, Metazoa, Chordata, Actinopteri, Salmoniformes, Salmonidae. Gene Ontology annotation, molecular function: protein-cysteine S-palmitoyltransferase activity. Gene Ontology annotation, cellular component: endoplasmic reticulum; Golgi apparatus. Gene Ontology annotation, biological process: synaptic vesicle maturation; protein targeting to membrane; peptidyl-L-cysteine S-palmitoylation. Bases 10 to 1077 code for a protein of 355 amino acids. The record is from RefSeq and is a predicted model, not a curated record. The transcript is spliced from 12 exons.
GGAUUAAAGAUGGCGCCGUAUCAUGUUCUAAGGUGCUGUCAGCGGAGUUUAUCUUGGAUACCUGUUAUUUUCAUAAACCUUGUCGUUGGCUGGUCUUAUUAUGCAUACGUCGUUGAACUCUGUAUCUUAACAAUUCCAAAUAAUGCCGAAAAAAUAUCAUACCUAGUUGUCUUUCACCUGUUCUUCAUUAUGUUCAUCUGGUCCUACUGGAAGACUAUCUGCAGCAGGCCCGCCAACCCCUCUAAAGAGUUUUGUCUGCCCAAAGUGGAGAAAGAGCAGUAUGAGAAGGAGGAACAUCCAGACACUCAGCAGGAGAUCCUGAAGAAGGUGGUGGUAGGAUUGCCAGUCUAUACACGCACUGGGACAGGAGCCGUCCGGUACUGUGACCGCUGUCUGGUGAUCAAACCCGACCGCUGCCACCACUGCUCCACCUGUGACAUGUGUGUACUGAAGAUGGACCAUCACUGUCCAUGGGUGAAUAACUGUGUUGGAUUUUCAAACUACAAGUUCUUUGUCUUGUUUCUGGCCUACUCCAUGCUGUAUUGUGCAUUCAUCGCCGCUACCGUCCUGCAGUAUUUCAUCAAAUUCUGGACAUAUCAGCUGCCUGACACUCACGCCAAAUUCCACGUGUUGUUUCUGUUUUUUGUGGCGGCCAUGUUCUUCAUCAGCAUCCUGUCGCUUUUCAGCUACCAUCUCUGGCUUGUGGGAAAGAACAGGACCACCAUAGAGGCUUUCAGGGCUCCUGUCUUCAGAAAUGGCCCAGACAAGAAUGGCUUCUCUCUGGGAUUCAGUAAGAACAUGGCUGAGGUCUUUGGAGACCAGAAGAAGUACUGGAUGUUUCCCAUCUACACCAGUCACGGUGAUGGUAACAGUUUUGUCACCCGGUUGGUGAACUUAGAUCCUGAACAGAUAGCUGUGGGCCUCCAGAUCAACGGCAAAAGCUCUGUAGAUUGUCCUGCAAGCCCCAAGCAUGUCCUUGGCGACACCAUCAACCACAUUGUGGACCAUCAGGAUGGCAGCUUCGACAAAACUGAUGUAGCCGAGACGGUCACAGUCACCAUAGAGAACGAGUCAUAGACAGGUAAGCCUAUGGAUGACUCCCGCUGAAGUGUAGGCGUUUCUUACAGAGCUUAGAGAGGAAACUGAUGACCACCCAUGAUCUUUGAUUACCGAGUUGGCUCAAAUCUGCCAAGAGACAACUGAGCCAUCAACUGUGAUGCCUUACAACCAGCAGAAUCUGUCUAAACAAAAAACACCCCUUAUCACCUGCAGCACCCCUACUACCAUGGACAAAUGUCAAGUAACAGCUCUUGUAUGGACAUAUUUUCUAUUGCCAUUCUUACAUCUGCCAAACGGCAUUCCUGGUAUGAUGGACACAACCUGGACUGUCAUGGACGCUACAUCUUACAUCAGCCGUCUAAGUCCUCACCAAGCACAUACACUCUGACACUUCAUCUUUGUUUUUAACCAAAGCUUUUUUUUGUAACUAUGAUUAAUCUCUGGGACUACUCUGUUAUUCAAGCUAAAAAAGUAGACUCUUUGCACUAGUUUAGAUUAUUUCAGGAAAAGUGCAGGAAAAUAAUUGCUUUACACUUAUACACCUCAGUCGAAUUAGUAUUCACUUUCUUUAUUGGUAAAUGUUUACUGUUUCUUUCCCCAGAAACUCAGUUACUGGCUUUGAUUGGGUUAAGCCCAGGGAAUGCAAUGUUCAGGGCCUCAAGACGCAACGUCUCAGUUGACUGUAGUAUGUACUUUACAUUUGAACCCUGUGGAGGGCGCUAAGCAUAUCCAUUGAUUUCAACAGGCCAUACAGUCUUACAGUAGGUUUGCAUGAAAAAAGGCUUUGUAGGACCCUAUGCCAAAUCCUUUCCUGCUCAACAUCGUAAUUUAAAGCUAGAACACUUAGUUUUUGGGAUUAUAAAUGAAUGAUCUCAUUGAUUCUUCAAUAUAACCUACAGAUUUAUUUUUUACUAUGUUUGUAAACAACAAAUGUAAAUGCACUAUAGCUUCAGAAAAUGGUUCAAACUAUCCUUUUUAUAUUUUUGAUGAUAAUUCCUUGCAUCCAUAGCUCUGUCUAUGAAUUUUGAGUGGUUACAUUUCUCCAGGCCCAUCCCUCAGCUUUUUACCGAAACUGAGGCAGUUUGUCAUUGUUUCAACUGCUGAUUCUAGCUUUUAAAUGUGCCUGCAGUUAAGUUGUUCAGAUUAUGCUUUCUGUUGUAUGGAAGGACAAAGGUUAAGUACAGUGCCAUAGUAAAUGGUUCACCUUAGCAUGGUGUAAUUACUUUAAAAUUUCUGUUUGCAAUUUUAAACAGUUGAUUUUUGCUAAUACACAUUUGAAGUGUCACACACAUGACCCUAAUGAUGCAGGGCCAAAUCCUAACUCUAGAUCCAUGUUUUGCAAAUUUGUGAUCUAUAGUACGGGUCGAAAGUUUGGACACACCUACUCAUUCCAGGGUUUUUCUUUAUUUUUACUAUUCUCUACAUUGAAGCACAACAGUGAAGACAUCAAUCAAACCUAUAAAAUAAUACAUGGAUUCA